AUGGCUGCCCAAGCUGGGGCUGACCUUCUCGGUGCUGAGAAGCGGCGUCUGCUUGACCGGACAUUCGAAGAGCUGCAAGAGAUGUGCAGGCACCCUUGCGACAACUUGGAUUGCGAUGAACGGUUGAAGUUUGGGGACGUCACCGACAACGCGCGGGUCAGGUGCGGUUUUGUUUGUUUACAAAAAAAGAAGGUUGUCGCGGACUUCUUGAAGCAGACUCCACGCCAGAUUUUCGAGAUCAAUCGCCAGAACAUUCAGUCUGGUAAGAAGAGCAAGAUACUGCACAUCUCCAUCCAAUGCGAUUCUUGUGGAGAGGAAGGGGCCGUCGUCAGGCUGCAGGACACAGUGGAGAAGUUAUACCUCGACCUGCGCCAGUACCUCGCCAACGACAAGGCGCAGCCUUUGUUGUACCGUCCAGGGCAGCCCAAUGAAGACAUGCCCGACGAUGCCAAAGCCGUUUGCGAGCUGACGCACCGGCCAUGCGUGGAUGACUUUGCGAAGAACUACUUGACGAGUGAAGCUCUUCAGUCCAUUCUUCAGUCACUACAACCUGAGCACGAGCUGUACAGGAAGCUGCGAGCGAAAGGUGUAAAAGCCCAGGAGAAGUUCGGGGAUAAGACGAUGACCUACAUCCGCAUCGGCUUAGGUUUACUGGAACUUGGCCAGUACACGGCGGUACUGGAGUUAUGGCCUAAAGGCUACAAGUCCCCAAAGCACCAUCACGGUGGCUGCGCGGGCAGCGUGCGUGUGCUGCAUGGCGCAUUGAACUGCCAGCUCUUCGACAGCAUCUUGGACGAUGAGCCCAUCAAGUUCAAAGGAGAUGAUGGGCAGCUCGGCCUGCCGAACGAGGAACAGUCGACCCUGAAGCUCACGACAGGAGACACCACCUGGCUGAAUCGCCAAAACUGGUGGGUGCAUCAAGUGCAGUGUCACGAUGAUUUCGACUUCGCACUGUCGGUCCAUCUUUACAAAAGCUGCUCUGACGCUUUUGCUUUCAUGAAGCCCACAGGGGCCCUGACAAAAGUUGAAGGUGGAGGUGCUCUUGAAAAGGGCAUGCCGAACAAUGAUUACUUUUGGAACAUCAGUCUAUCGGCGAGUGAUGAACGGGUCAAGGAGAUCGGACGCCCUGCGGAGCAUGAUCAAUCGGCCGGUCCUCUCGAUUUUGAGAAGCACGUCUUGUUCGAGGUUCCUGGAAGAGCAGAUGGAGGCCCAAGACAAGCUCCUCCACACCAGCGUGACGUCCCUGCACAUUGGGCGGCCAUGAAGGGGCACAAGGAGGAGCUGCAGCUCCUCCACGAGCUGGCUCCCGAGACACUUUCUUUCAAGGACAACGGCGGCAGGGUCCCUGCACAUUGGGCGGCCAUGUACGGGCACACAGAGACGCUGCAGCUCCUCCACGAGCUGGCUCCCGAGACGCUCUCUUUCAAGGACAACGAAGGCGGGGUCCCUGCACAUUUGGCGGCCAUGAAGGGGCACAAGGAGUCGCUGCAGCUCCUCCACGAGCUGGCUCCCGAGACGCUCUCUUUCAAGGACAACGAAGGCGGGGUCCCUGCACAUUGGGCGGCCAUGAACGGGAACAAGGAGGCGCUGCAGCUCCUCCACGAGCUGGCUCCCGAGACGCUUUCUUUCAAGGACAACGAAGGCGGGGUCCCUGCACAUCGGGCGGCCAUGAAGGGGCACAAGGAGUCGCUGCAGCUCCUCCACGAGCUGGCUCCCGAGACGCUCUCUUUCAAGGACAACGAAGGCGGGGUCCCUGCACAUCGGGCGGCCAUGAAGGGGCACAAGGAGUCGCUGCAGCUCCUCCACGAGCUGGCUCCCGAGACGCUCUCUUUCGAGGACAACGAAGGCGGGGUCCCUGCACAUUGGGCGGCCAUGUACGGGCACACAGAGACGCUGCAGCUCCUCCACGACCUGGCACCCGAGACGCUCUCUUUCAAGGACAACCUCGGCGGGGUCCCUGCACAUUGGGCGGCCAUGUACGGCGUUGGGCACACAGAGACAGAGACGCUGCAGCUCCUCCACGAGCUGGCUCCCGAGACGCUCUCUUUCAAGGACAACGGCGGCAGGGUCCCUGCACAUUGGGCGGCCAUGUACGGGCACACAGAGACGCUGCAGCUCCUCCACGACCUGGCACCCGAGACCCUCUCCUUCAAAGACGGCCUCGUGGCUGCACGCUGCGGCUUACAAUAA
This is a messenger RNA of Symbiodinium sp. CCMP2592, 2190 nucleotides long. Lineage: Eukaryota; Dinophyceae; Suessiales; Symbiodiniaceae. The record is from the annotation of a GenBank genome assembly.